This is a messenger RNA of Mycena citricolor, 1577 nucleotides long. NCBI's taxonomy places the organism in Eukaryota, Fungi, Basidiomycota, Agaricomycetes, Agaricales, Mycenaceae. The record is from the annotation of a GenBank genome assembly.
UUAAAUCGAAACAAUUUUUUGAGAUUUUGUCGUACCGAAAUGACCAAAAAAAACACGACUUCCAUCUCAGAGUCAGUCUGAUUCUAUGCAGACUCCGGCUGAAAACGCGUGUCGUCAUAGAGCACGUUAAUCAGCUGACCGUCGCCGCCGCUAGUCCUGAUUCGUACUCUUCCGACCACCCAUCCGACUCGGACUCCAUGAGCCACGACUUUUUCACAAUUCCAGGAUACCUUCCUUGUUAUCCUUGGCUCAACAGCGCGCCUUGUUCUGUUGAUGUCGCAGUGGACUUGUGAGAUGGGAUCAGCAGGAUACGACAUCGAUGGAUUCGGCUCCAUAGGCACGGUAGGUACAAGCUACUUGCCAUCUACCAUCUCGAUGGCCUUCGUCAAAUCGACGCUCAAGAUACCCUCGCUACGUCCUGGGUGGGACCUCGAUGCCUGGAAAUACAUGCCCGCCUCUAUCUCUACGUCUGCUCCGACUCCCUUGCCUGUCAUCGUUAUGGCGCACGGUUUCGGUGCAAACAAAACGAUGGGCCUUGCGCUCUACGCGGAAGCAUUCUCGACCGAGGGCUAUGCUUGUCUGGUCUUCGACUAUCGGCGAUGGGGUGCCUCUGAUGGGACCCCGCGCUCUGUGCUUGUCGUGCAAGACCAGUUGGACGAUUAUCGGACUGUCGUGGCUUAUGCGAGGGCACAGGCGGCAUUCGAUGGGACACGGGUCAUCAUAUGGGGAUCUAGCCUUUCUGGUGCACACUGUAUUACCCUGAGCACCGACAGAACCGUGAACGCAGUCGCCGCAUUGGCUCAAUGUCCGUACACCGGAAUGACACCGAGUCUGCCGCUGAAUAUGACUUGCCUCAAACUGGCUUCCUCUGCCAUCGCCGAUCUCGUCAAACAAGCUCUCGGUUUGCAGCCUGUGUACAUCCCUGUCGUGUCGGAGUCCGGGACGCUGGGUGCUCUGACGACACCGGGCACGGUCUCUGGCAUGAUGGCCAUUUGCUCUUCGGACGUUCCCUAUGAGAAUCGAGUAUCCGCAUCCUCGGUGCUCCAGCUACCGCCCUAUCAGCCCCGCACGAAAGCAUCGCAAAUCUCCUGCCCGUUGCUCAUCGUGCUUCCCACCCAGGACAACUUGUGCCUUCCAGACGGCGCGGUGGAGAUAUCGAAGGCGACGGAUAAAUGCGAACUGGUCUCGCUGCCAUGUGGGCACUUUGAUGUGUACCAUGGCCUGUCUCAUCAUGCGGAAUCCCUAUCCGCUCAGGUCAAGUUUCUCCAAAAGCAUGUUCCCAUCUCUGGACUGUCUUGAGGUGGGGACGUAUAGUACAUGUUCAUGGAUGGAAUGUAUUCUUUGAUGGCUGCGUAGUCUCCAUGGGUUCGAGAGUGUGUUGAGCCAUGUAAUCCUCAGUCCUCGAGUAGGGGUGCGUUCCUAACAGUCGAGUCCCGCAGUCCUAAAAUCGCCCUGUCACCCAGAACUCAGAGGUAGAGAGCCGGCAUCGGGGUGGCAAUCCAGUGGGAAGCUUCAAUGGGUCAGUGAGGUCAAUCUUCGAGUCUAGUAGCCGCCAAUCUCGACGCCCGGCGGUAUCC